CCUCUGACCCGCCACAACGUUCGCUGUUAGCGGUUGUUGUUCGGAUAAACCGCGAUCUGUACCUUCUGUCAGACCGACAAAAACGGCAGAAAUGGAGGCGCAAGCGCGUUUUCUCCUCUGGCUUCAACUUUUCUCAGCUUGCCUGGUGUUUGCGGUGAAAGGUGAUCCCUGCGCAGUGAAUAUGUGCGUCAACGGAGGGACUUGUGUGACUGGGACAGGGACUCCGUUCAUCUGCAUCUGCCCUGAUGGUUUUUCUGGAGAUCUCUGCAAUGACACUGAGACAGGGCCGUGCAGUCCAAACCCGUGUGAAAAUGACGGCAUCUGCGAGGUGAUGAGCCACUCCCGCCGAGGUGACGUCUUCAGCGAGUACGUCUGCAAAUGCCAGCCAGGUUUUGAGGGGGCUCACUGCCAGACCAAUGUGAACGACUGUGCCGGGCAGCCUUGUCAGAACGGUGGCAGCUGCAGAGACCUGGACGGAGACUUCAAGUGCCACUGUCCCUCCCCUUAUGUCGGCAAACAUUGCCAACUGCGCUGUAUUUCUAUGCUCGGCAUGCAAGGAGGGGGCAUCGCGGAGUCCCAGAUCGCGGCCUCAUCAGUCCGCUACAGUCUGCUGGGCCUGCAGCGCUGGGGUCCUGAGCUGGCACGCCUCCACAACAAGGGUCUGGUGAAUGCCUGGAGUCCAGCUGCACAUGACAAGAACCCAUGGAUAGUGAUCAACAUGCAAAGAAAGAUGCGACUCGCAGGCAUCGUCACCCAGGGUGCCAGUCGCAUGGGGACCGCAGAGUUCAUUAAGGCCUUCAAAGUGGCCUCCAGCUUGGACGGCAAGACGUACACCAUGUACAGGACAGAGGGACAGAGAAAAGACCAGAUAUUUGUUGGAAACGUGGACAACGACAGCAUCAAGACCAACCUGUUCGACCCCCCAAUCAUCGCCCAGUACAUCCGCAUCGUUCCCAUCGUGUGCCGCAAAGCCUGCACCCUGCGCAUGGAGCUGGUGGGCUGCGAACUCAACGUGUAUUCAAACACUUCAGGUUGUUCGGAGCCGUUGGGCAUGAAGUCCAGGUUGGUGUUGGACCGUCAGAUCACAGCCUCCAGCACCUUCCGCACCUGGGGCCUCGAGGCCUUCACCUGGCAGCCGCACUACGCUCGGCUGGACAAACAGGGCAAGACCAACGCCUGGACUGCUGCCACUAACGACCGCUCCGAGUGGCUGCAGGUGGACCUGCUGUCUCCUAAGAAGAUUACAGGAAUCAUCACGCAGGGGGCAAAAGACUUCGGCUCCAUUCAGUUUGUUACAGCUUUCAAAGUUGCCCUCAGUGAUGAUGGAAAGACCUGGACCGUAGUGAAGGAUAACACCACAGGAAACGACAGGAUCUUCCCGGGCAACAGUGACAACAACGUUCACAAGAAGAACAUCUUCGAGCCGCCGCUCUACAGCAGAUAUGUCCGCUUCCUGCCGUGGGAGUGGCACGAGCACAUCACCCUUCGAAUGGAACUUCUGGGCUGCGAUGAGUAGCACCACCCCAAAUCCUCCUCCUUUAUUCUCUACCUCCCCCCUUCUCUCCUGUUCCCCUCUCCCUCCCAUCCACAC
Nematolebias whitei (Rio pearlfish) is the source of this 1591-nucleotide messenger RNA. It is a transcript of the gene mfge8b, whose product is annotated as milk fat globule EGF and factor V/VIII domain containing b. The transcript is spliced from 10 exons. NCBI's taxonomy places the organism in Eukaryota, Metazoa, Chordata, Actinopteri, Cyprinodontiformes, Rivulidae. The coding region runs from base 92 to 1516 and encodes 474 amino acids. The record is from RefSeq and is a predicted model, not a curated record. Gene Ontology annotation, molecular function: calcium ion binding.